This is a messenger RNA of Schizophyllum commune H4-8, 1668 nucleotides long. RefSeq lists its product as uncharacterized. The transcript is spliced from 13 exons. Lineage: Eukaryota; Fungi; Basidiomycota; Agaricomycetes; Agaricales; Schizophyllaceae. The coding region runs from base 1 to 1668 and encodes 555 amino acids. The record is from RefSeq and is a predicted model, not a curated record.
AUGGUAUCUAGUCAUCUUUUCCGCGCCUUGACCGACGCCGCCGCCCUUCCCUUCGAUUCCACGCCCUCGCCGACUGAUCAGCAAGGCCAACGAUACGCGGGGGAAGUAGGAUGGGACUACGAGACGGCGAGCUUCGAUGUCGCUCGGAAGGACCACGAGGGCACUAGCAAUGGCGAUGUGCAACCUCUUCAACACGACGCGCGGCUCUUCUACGGCGCGCAGUUCAUGCUUCACCAUCGUCCCCAGCGUCCUCGACGACCCCCUCAACAUCUCGCCCUCGAAGAAGCCCUCAACGCCGCCACCCUCGACGACGUCUACCACACUACCGCCGUCGUCGACGCCUCCAGGGCGCCCUCAAGCUCACCUGCUACUUCAACCCCUCCACCCCACUCGCAUUCGUGCCCCUCACUUCGCGCUGUCUCGGGCGCGGGAGAAAGGCCCCCGACGUUGGGUGCAUCCGCUCCUGAGCCGUUGACAUGCAUGCCCUCGUUGGCCGCCGCUGUCGACGCGCUCGCUCGAUGCCGGCGAUAUAUCCUGGUCUUCGACACUGGCGAAGGACCCUCACCGACGCCGGCGAAGCGUCUUCAGCCCCAGCAACGUGGCCGCAUCCUCAACAUCGACAUGUCCUACGUCGUCAAGCGCGCUGACCCUAUGGUGUCGGUGUCGACGUUGGUUGCUAUGCCCUUGGCGCGCUCAGCGCCGCGAGGACAGCGCGCCGCCUUAAGAUCGUAUCAUGGGGAGCUCUGUCGUUGGACGACGGCGAAGGCAACGAGCAAGGAGGAAGGUAGCGUGGGCGAGCACGAAGAUGGUGGGCCGGGGCAAAGAGUGGGAGCUGUGGUGAAGGCGACGAGCUCAGAGGGGCCGAAGGCGAGAGCGGAGGUGAAGGCGGUCAGCGACGUUGAUGCAGUGCUUGCUGUGCUCGCCCGCCGACUACGCGUACGCCGGGGCCUGCCAGGUGCAAGAUCACGCGUCGCUAACCGUCGAUGCGGCGCCUGGAUAGCGGACGACGGUGGGAUCGAGGUCGAUGUCGGUCUCGCCACGCGCGUGGCCCUCGCGCCACAAACUGAGGGGUCUGCGCAUUUGCGCCAGCGAUGUCGUUUACUUCACGCCGUAGUACGCUCCGAAUUCCCCGCGACGACGCUCAGGUCCGCUUCGAGUUGCGCGGGAUCGCCUUUUGGGACGCUCAGGACCGCCGUCGACGACGCUCAAAACCGCCGUCGGCGAUGCCCAGGACCGCCUUCGCCGACGCUCGCAGUCCCCGCCUUCACCACUCGCCAACAACGAAUCCCCCCUCACGUCACCUUUGGCAUCGGAUUCCUCCUCGCCUUCGACGACGCGUUUCUGCUCAUUUUCGACGACACGUCUCUGCUCAUUCUUGACGACGCGUCUGUGCUCAUUCUUGAAGACGCAUUCCUGCUCGCCUUCGACGAUGCAUCCCGCCUUCAUCCUCAACAACGAAUCCCCCCUCAUCGCCUCCUCUCGGCCCUUAACAAUGGUGCCAACAAGCACGUCGAACGAGAUCUCGCAAUCAACGGCGGUGGUGGUUCGUGCCGGCGCGUCAUUCGGGGAGUGGCAACGCGCUCUUCGUGCGCAGGAACAGACUUCAAGAUCGACAAACGUGCUCAAAGAGCGCGAGCGAGGAAGGGGGCGGGCGAGGACAUUAGUUGA